AUGGUUGACAAUCUUCGAGGGGAUGGGUUGGCGAGAGUUUAUAGAGUUUUGGACAAGUUGGAGGCGGAUCCGCUGGGACUCGAUCGCGCAAGAAUGCGGUUUAGCCAGUCCCCACCACUAUAUACAUCGAACCCAUCGGGCACAAUAACUCGAUCUACGAGUCUUGAGCUUCCCAGCGACGAGCAGCGACGAAGGGAGCAGCGGGAGCAGCAAUUCCAGCGACGGCGCCAGCUUAUGGACGAGCGUGCGGCCUCACUUCCUCAGAAACAAUUCGAAGCCGAGGUAAAAGAAGAAAGAAAGCGGAUUUGGAAGACAGAUCCGCGUACG
Molecule: messenger RNA, 327 nt
Organism: Mollisia scopiformis
Lineage: Eukaryota; Fungi; Ascomycota; Leotiomycetes; Helotiales; Mollisiaceae
Exons: 1
Source: RefSeq, a predicted model, not a curated record